Messenger RNA from Erythranthe guttata (spotted monkey flower), 1219 nucleotides. RefSeq names its product cytochrome b-c1 complex subunit Rieske-4, mitochondrial. The record is from RefSeq and is a predicted model, not a curated record. Lineage: Eukaryota; Viridiplantae; Streptophyta; Magnoliopsida; Lamiales; Phrymaceae. Gene Ontology annotation, molecular function: 2 iron, 2 sulfur cluster binding; quinol-cytochrome-c reductase activity. Gene Ontology annotation, cellular component: membrane.
AUUUCUUUUCGCUCUUCUCUCUCUCUCUUCUCUCUCUCAUUCUCUUUUUCCCCAAAUCCGUUCUCCAGAGCGAGAGGGUAAACCUAGGUAAAGGACUCUCAAACCAAUCACAAAUUUCUAAAUCAAAAUUCGGAAAAAUCUCAAUUGAUCAAAGAUGCUGAGAGUAGCAGGGAGGAGGCUUUCUUCUCUCUCAUGGCGCUCUGGCCAGACUUCGUCCGCCGCAUUUGUGUCCAGAAACCCAUUCACCGCCGUUGAUUCAUCCUCAGAUGGAAGAAGAAGCGGACCCAUCUCUUCAUCGGACCACUCGUUUGCCUUCUCUACUUCCGUUCUCGAUCAAAUCAGAGGGUUUUCUUCGGGUACCAUUGUGCAUGGAGAGGAGACUGGUCUGUUUGCAGAUAUGCCUGCUACAGUGGCAGCAAUCAAGAAUCCCAGCCCGAAGAUUGUGUACGAUGAACACAACCAUGAGCGUUAUCCACCAGGUGAUCCUAGCAAACGUGCAUUCGCGUACUUUGUUCUAACUGGUGGGAGAUUUGUCUACGCAUCAUUGGCUCGCCUCCUGGUACUCAAAUUUGUUUUGAGCAUGUCUGCCAGUAAGGAUGUUCUUGCGCUCGCCUCCCUCGAGGUGGAUCUUUCCAGCAUCGAACCUGGGACAACUGUCACUGUGAAGUGGCGUGGGAAGCCGGUUUUCAUUAGGCGUCGAACUGAAGACGACAUCAAAUUGGCCAACAGUGUUGACCUUGCCUCUCUCCGGGACCCACAAGAGGAUGCUAUUAGGGUUAAGAAUCCGGAAUGGCUUGUGGUUGUGGGUGUGUGCACACAUUUGGGUUGCAUUCCAUUGCCGAAUGCAGGUGAUUUUGGCGGUUGGUUUUGCCCAUGCCAUGGUUCCCAUUACGACAUCUCUGGUAGGAUUCGCAAAGGACCCGCACCGUACAAUCUGGAAGUUCCUACUUACAGCUUUUUGGAAGAGCAUAAGUUAAUGAUCGGGUGAGGGUUUGCUAUUUAAUAAUAGUACACCAAUCUUCACAACUGUGGGGACUAUUUAUCUUAUGAUACUCUGCUUUUGUAAUUGUUAAUUUUGUCUUUUUUAAGUCUGCUCUGUUUUAUGUUUACUUUUAUUGACUUGGAUUAUGGCGUAGCAGAGUCUUUGAAGUGGCUUCGCCGUUUUGAAUAAUUUGGGAUACUCGUAAUUGUUUUGUCAUGUUGAAUGAGUUUGUAUUGA